This is a messenger RNA of Galdieria sulphuraria, 859 nucleotides long. RefSeq lists its product as uncharacterized. The transcript has a single exon. The annotation marks the transcript as partial. Lineage: Eukaryota; Rhodophyta; Bangiophyceae; Galdieriales; Galdieriaceae. The record is from RefSeq and is a predicted model, not a curated record.
GAGGAUCGAGCCUCAAAAGUUACAAGGGUCUCGCUUUGUUCUCUUCAUAAGCAACUUGUACAGAGUUUUGACUGGUAUAACAACAGUAAAAGUGGUGACGCUUUUACUUCUCCUUGCACAUAUAUUUCAAGAUUCACCUUUCUUUUUUACUUUGCCAAGAAGAGAUGAAAGAUUCUUAUUUUUCCAUUAUUUCUACAUUUAUAUUCUUUUUUACUAAUAGACGAAAUUUAUCGAGUAUAUUUAAAAGAACAAGACCUUUACCGGUUUGGAUAACAAUCACAAUAUAAAUUUGAGAUUUGACUCAACAAAGGAAUCAGAUAAAUUGUUUUAUCUUAUUCUGCUGAAUAUUGUUUGCGAGUUGACGACAUUUUUAUUCGCUGUAGAGCAACUUGGAUAAAACAGCGUUUCUCUUCUUUUUCAAGUUUGACUUGUCCCUAGUAGAAAUGAACAUUCCUUCUAUUGAUAGACCCGUUUUUUAUACGAAACGUUGAGUUGUCUUUGAUUCUCGUCACUAAUAUCCAAAAGGAAGCCUCUACUAGUGUACCUAUCAGGUUAUAUUUCGCAAGAGUCUUCUUCCAAGUGCCUAACGCAAGGAACUUUUGUAUAGUGACUCACUUAUUCAAUGAGCUGAUGGUUGAGAAUGGAAGAAAAAUAGGACUCAACUGGACAAAUCGUUCUUUGAAUUUACAGAGCUUUUAAAAGUUUUACCUUUUUUUAUAUUGAAAGAGAUAAUAGACCUCUUGGAGUUAUCUCGCUCCUAAAGUAGCUUUGUACUUUUUAUAGUUUGCUUUCUUGUAUAUCUUUAAAAGUUGUGGUUUUUACAAAGUUUAUCGUACAAGAGGAUGCAGCAAAACAUUUU